Neoarius graeffei (lesser salmon catfish) is the source of this 2537-nucleotide messenger RNA. It is a transcript of the gene mccc2, whose product is annotated as methylcrotonyl-CoA carboxylase subunit 2. The transcript is spliced from 17 exons. The record is from RefSeq and is a predicted model, not a curated record. Gene Ontology annotation, biological process: L-leucine catabolic process. Lineage: Eukaryota; Metazoa; Chordata; Actinopteri; Siluriformes; Ariidae. The coding region runs from base 93 to 1784 and encodes 563 amino acids. Gene Ontology annotation, molecular function: methylcrotonoyl-CoA carboxylase activity. Gene Ontology annotation, cellular component: mitochondrion; methylcrotonoyl-CoA carboxylase complex.
GAUUUAAAUUCUGUACUGGAUAGUUAGAAUCAAUGCUGUGAUACAAGCAUACAGUAGCGGUAGUUUUUAUAUUUUACAUUUAUGGUGAAAAUAUGAUAUUACAGACUUUCAGACCGGCUGUGGCCUUUCUUCGUAGCAGGAGCGCAUUAUCGAGACUUUACCAUGCAGAGAAAGUCGCGACACUGGGCUCCCAACCAGACAUGCAGUCUCCCGUGUAUCAGGAGAACUAUGAACAUAUGAAGGAGCUGGUCAAGGAGCUGAAAGACAGAGCAGGAAAGAUAAAGCUCGGUGGAGGAGAGAAAGCAAGGAAACUGCACACAUCCAGAGGAAAGCUUUUGCCUCGAGAGCGCAUUGACAGGCUGCUGGACCCCGGCUCUCCGUUUCUGGAGUUGUCCCAGUUUGCUGCUUAUGAAUUAUACGGGAAUGAGGAGGUGCCUGCUGGAGGAAUCAUCACCGGCAUUGGCAGGGUGUCCGGGGUGGAGUGUAUCAUAGUUGCAAACGAUGCAACUGUCAAAGGAGGCACCUAUUAUCCAGUUACUGUGAAGAAGCACCUUCGUGCUCAGGAGAUUGCACAGCAGAACCACUUGCCGUGUAUAUACCUGGUGGACUCUGGAGGGGCCAACUUACCGCGACAGGCUGAUGUGUUUCCUGAUAGAGAUCACUUUGGACGCAUCUUUUACAACCAGGCACGCUUGUCCUCAGAGGGCAUUGCCCAGAUUGCUGUAGUGAUGGGCUCGUGUACAGCAGGGGGUGCUUAUGUUCCCGCUAUGGCAGAUGAAAGCAUCAUUGUGCGCAAACAAGGGACCAUUUUUCUUGGUGGACCUCCACUGGUAAAAGCUGCUACAGGUGAGGAAGUCUCUGCUGAAGACCUUGGAGGUGCUGACCUUCACUGCAGAAAAUCAGGUGUAACUGAUCACUACGCCUUAGAUGAUGAUCACGCACUUCAUCUUGCACGGAAAGCAGUGCGGAACCUGAACUACCAGAAGAAACUGGAUGUUACUGUGGAACCUCCUGAGGCGCCGCUGUUUCCAGCUGAUGAGCUGUAUGGCAUUGUGGGAGUGAACUUGAAACGAAACUUUGAUGUCAAAGAGGUGAUCGCCCGUGUAGUUGAUGGCAGUAAAUUUGACGAAUUCAAGGCCUUCUAUGGAGACACACUGGUAACAGGCUUCGCACGGAUAUUCGGAUAUCCAGUCGGGAUCAUUGGCAAUAACGGAGUGCUUUUCUCAGAAUCGGCAAAGAAAGCAACUCAUUUUGUUGAGCUGUGCUGUCAGAGGAACAUUCCCCUGAUCUUCCUUCAGAACAUCACCGGAUUUAUGGUUGGGAGAGAUUACGAGGCAGGUGGCAUUGCUAAGGAUGGUGCUAAGAUGGUGACCGCUGUGGCCUGUGCUAAUGUGCCGAAGAUCACUGUAAUCAUCGGAGGAUCCUAUGGGGCUGGAAACUACGGCAUGUGUGGAAGAGCAUACAGUCCCCGAUUCCUGUACAUGUGGCCAAACUCGCGCAUCUCAGUGAUGGGAGGAGAGCAAGCAGCAAAUGUUCUGGCCACCAUUACUAAAGAUCAGAAAGCCAGAGAAGGGAAAGAGUUAACAGCAGAACAAGAGACUGCUUUGAAGGAGCCUAUUAUCAGACGAUUUGAGGAGGAGGGAAAUCCAUAUUACUCCAGUGCCAGACUAUGGGAUGAUGGAAUCAUUGACCCUGCUGACACACGCCUCGUCCUCGGACUCAGUCUGAGCGCUGCUCUAAACGCCCCCACACAGAAGACUCGCUUUGGCAUCUUCAGGAUGUGAAGCUACCGUUUCACUCCAUUUCUUGGGUUCUUUGAUGAGUCUGAAGAGAGAACGUUGUUCCUGUUCAUCACUGUUACCGGUUUGUCUUUAUCUGCUUGAUAUGAGCAGUAAAAUGGUUGGAAUCUUCAGUUGAGUUUUCGCUCUUAUUUCUUUAGUUUUUGAAAAUUUUCUAAUAUAUACAAUAUAUAAAAUAUAAAAAAAAUUGUAUAAUAAUUAUGUAGCAUUACUGAGCUGCUUUUUAAUGUCAAGUGUAGGACUAAAUUGAGAGGCUGCUUACUGAAUGAUAGUGAGGAGUGUUAACUGUUUGUUGGUGGUGGGGGGGUUAAGUCUUUAUUCGUGACCUGUACAUUAGAGCACAGUGAAAUUCUCUCUCUGUAUUCAACCCAUCUGGGGAUGCAAGCGCACACAUGUUCAGAUUCCGUUAUGGUCAGAUUAUUUGACACAUUUAUGAGGGUUUGGUUUAGUACAAAAUGCAAUGAGAUUUUUAAUAAUGAUUGCUGUACAUGAUAUAAGGCUACUUUACAAGUCUUGGCAACUCAUUCAAGUCAGUCUUAUGCCUGUAUCCCCACUGUGUGCAUCGAGACAAAAUGAUCAUAUCCAGAGAGGAGGAGAAACCGCAAAUGUGUCGCGUUUGAGCCAUCAAGCUGCAGAAAACAUUCAAACACAGGUCAGGUGUUAUAAUACAGUUCAGCUUUGGUACGCAUGACAGAACAGCAAUGGAAAAAACAACAAUAAAAACUCACUGAUAUUUCA